Molecule: messenger RNA, 1277 nt
Organism: Pogoniulus pusillus (Red-fronted tinkerbird)
Lineage: Eukaryota; Metazoa; Chordata; Aves; Piciformes; Lybiidae
Gene: LY86
Product: lymphocyte antigen 86
Exons: 5
Coding region: 204-689 (161 amino acids)
Biological process (GO): innate immune response; positive regulation of lipopolysaccharide-mediated signaling pathway
Source: RefSeq, a predicted model, not a curated record
AGCAUGCGGAAACAGCACCUUCCAGUUCUGAUUAGCCUCUUGUUUGUACCACAGCAGGGUAAGCUAACGCUGCCCUGGCUCACUUUAACCCUUCUGCAGGCGUGGAUGUACUAACGCCUAUCUCCCUGGAAGAAAGAAACAUCUCCCUCCACAGAGGGUGAGCAAGAGAGAGAGAAUUCAUCCUGCAAGCUACCACCACCACCAUGAAGACAGCAAAUGUCCUUGUUCUCACCUUAGUCCUGCUUUGCAUCGAUGUCAGCACGGAAUGGCCUAUGCACACAGUCUGCAAAGAGGACAACCUGGAAAUAUAUUACAAAAGCUGUGAUCCCAAGCAAGAUUUUGCUUUCACUGUUGACCGGUGUUCUGAUAUCGCAACCCACACCUUUAACGUCAGAGCUGCAAUGGUGCUAAGACACAGCAUCAAGGAACUCUAUGUCAAGCUUAACCUGAUCAUAAAUGGGAAGACCGUCUUAACCUACUCGGAGCCACUUUGUGAGCCUGGCCAUUCCAAGCUUGUUUUCUGUGGAAUGAAGAAAGGAGAAUACCUUUACUAUGAGGGACCAGUCACACUGGGACUCAAAGAAAUCCCACAGGGAGAUUACACCGUUUCGGCAGUGCUGACUAACGAAGACCACACCACCGUCGCUUGUGCUGACUUCACUGUGAAGAAUUACCUAGAUUAUUAUUAGCAACAACCCCAUGCCAGGAGGCCUGCACACCACCAAAGCUCUUCCAGCCAAGUGACUUGCUUACAGGCUACAACAAUCCUGGAGGAAACAACCCUCGCUUUUCACUAUCUCCAGGAAGCCACUAGAGCCUCUAGUGGUAAUUUUAGCUCUAGACGCAUGCUGUGGCCCACUUCUUGCUUCUAAUGUAUACAGCUGCAAGUAGAAAGAAUCUGAUAGCAACAUUCCCAUCUGACGAUGAAAAUAACAUCAGGCAGAAGAGGAGAGAGCCUAAAUAUUGUUGUGCAGUGAGUUAGAGAGGUAUCCAUUUCUACACAGGCUAAAGGCAGCUUUCAUGUGCCUCACAGAUUAUGCAGUUACAGCACUCAACAUUUUUGAUUUCCCCUGGAGCCUCCACUAGCACAGAUUGUUAUAACUACAAAGCAAAGACCAAAGAGGAGGAGCGUGCCCUUUUUCACAGUGAUCAUUUGAGUCUUCUGGAAUCUACCUGGAGUUUUGCUGUUCUUUAGUAGUUUAAGUGGUACUUGAAUCAUCCUGCACCUAAGCUAUGCCCUCUCUGUGCUUCUUAAUAAACUCAUACUGAAGAAGCAA